Molecule: messenger RNA, 564 nt
Organism: Paramecium sonneborni
Lineage: Eukaryota; Ciliophora; Oligohymenophorea; Peniculida; Parameciidae
Source: the annotation of a GenBank genome assembly
AUGAUCUUUAUUAUUAAGAGCAAAGAGAAUAUGGUUGAAUAUCUUCAUUUCUUAGAAAUAUUUGAUUCAAAGAAAAAUUCUCUAGAAAUUGCAUUAUAAAUGUAUUAUAUGUAGUUGGAUAAGGAACUAAAUAUUUUUUAAGAAAUAAUUGGAUGUCUGAGCCAAUUAAUUAUUACAUGCUAAAUUAUAGAUUUUGUUAAUUAAUAAAAUUUAUUGAAACAUGUUAUGCUAAAAAUAAAUAAGAUUAUUGAAAUUGAUACUGUGAAUGAAUUUUAUUAAAGGUAAGUAUUUUUGAUUGAAAAGCACAGCAUUCAUGAUUCUCAAAUGGAUUAAUUUGUAAAAGCUUAAAUUUCAUAAUAAUAGGAGAUAAGAAUUUAACAGUCUAUGAUGAUGAUUAAGAUACAAAAUAAAGGAUUGAAAUCAUAAAUAAAUAAUAUCUAUGCUACGAACAUCUUAUGUUCAAGGAGUAUGUAAAUUUUAAUGUUUAAGAAAAGAAGUUUUAUAAAAACAUUGAAAUUAGGCUGUGAAUCUUAAAAUAGUAUUCAUGAUUAUAAAUAGAAAUGA